This is a messenger RNA of Oncorhynchus tshawytscha (Chinook salmon), 2638 nucleotides long. RefSeq names its product SEH1-like (S. cerevisiae) (gene seh1l). Gene Ontology annotation, biological process: positive regulation of TORC1 signaling; cellular response to amino acid starvation. Bases 484 to 1575 code for a protein of 363 amino acids. Gene Ontology annotation, molecular function: structural molecule activity; protein binding. The record is from RefSeq and is a predicted model, not a curated record. The transcript has 9 exons. Gene Ontology annotation, cellular component: Seh1-associated complex; nuclear pore outer ring. Lineage: Eukaryota; Metazoa; Chordata; Actinopteri; Salmoniformes; Salmonidae.
CCUAUUUCUACAACUUCUCAUUUUAAACUGUGAUUUUGAAUCUAGCCUAAACCAAACUGCUAACAUUAUGCCUAACCGGAAAUUAAGACCGGAUAUAUAUUUAUUUGUAUGCAUUUUUACGUUAUUGACUUUGUGGCUGUGGUAACUAGAGGAAACCUUCGGUAUCUUUCAAAAACAAAGAUUUUUUUAUGUCAUUCGAGAUAAUAAAUGCUCACUUUUAAGGCACAUAGUGACUGCGGCCUGGUUUCGAGAGAAUAAUUAAUUCAUAUAGUUUGGGACUAUGAUAUAGUUUGCAUCGGCACAAUUGGGCAGUCAAAUAUUAUGAAGAUAGAGGUGGCGUAUUUCAGCUAAAGCUUGGCAGUGAAACGACUUUUUAUAAAAAUGGCGUCGACCAAUGCAACCUGUCCCAUAGUAUAGUAAACUCACAUGUAACGUGGUACAUUUGUUGCUACAUUUAUCGAGCAGACUUUUCCCCAAACAGAAAUGUUUGUCGCUCGAAGUAUUGCAGCGGACCACAAGGAUCUUAUUCAUGAUGUUUCAUAUGAUUUCCAUGGCCGGAGAAUGGCAACUUGCUCUAGUGACCAAAGUGUCAAGGUGUGGGACAAGAGUGACAACGGAGAGUGGAACUGCACUGCCAGCUGGAAGACCCAUAGUGGAUCAGUAUGGAGGGUGACCUGGGCCCAUCCAGAGUUUGGUCAGGUGCUGGCCUCCUGCUCCUUCGACCGGACCGCUGCUGUGUGGGAGGAGAUCGUUGGGGAGUCCAAUGACAAACAGCGAGGACUCAGUCACUGGAUCAAGAGGACCACUCUGGUGGACAGCAGAACGUCGGUGACUGACGUGAAGUUUGCUCCUAAACACAUGGGUCUGAUGCUGACCACGUGCUCAGCAGAUGGGGUUAUGAGGGUCUACGAGGCUCCAGACGUGAUGAACCUCAGCCAGUGGUCCCUGCAACAGGAGAUCUCCUCUAAACUCAGCUGCUCCUGUAUCUCCUGGAGCCCCUCCAGUUCCCGUGCCCACGCCCCCAUGAUAGCAGUGGGCUCUGAUGACAGCAACACAGCAUACAGCGGGAAAGUUCACAUCUAUGAAUACAUUGAAAACACAAGGAAGUAUGCUAAGGCAGAAAAUCUGAUGACGGUGACGGAUCCAGUCCAUGACAUUGCCUUUGCUCCCAACUUGGGACGCUCUUUUCACGUGCUCGCCAUCGCCACCAAAGACGUACGCAUCUUCAAGCUGAUACCACUGAGGAAAGAGUCUGCAGUGGGGUCGUCUGGUCCCACUAAGCUGCAGGUUCAGAUCCUGGCCCAGUUUGACAACCACAACUCCCAGGUGUGGAGAGUCUCCUGGAACAUCAGCAGCACCCUGCUUGCCUCCUCAGGGGAUGAUGGCUGUGUCCGGCUCUGGAAAGCCAACUACAUGGAUAACUGGAAGUGUACAGCCAUCCUGAGAGGAGAUGGUAGCCCAGUGGCGGGCUCUUCCAGUCAGGCUGCAGUCCCCAGCACAGCAGGGGGACCACAACAUGUCCUGCUACAAGCAUCCUCCGCUGGAAGAAAGAAAGCUCAGCUGAUACCUGGCUAACGGAGUGGCUUGAUGCUGCUGCUUGUUGCAUGAACACACACACACACACACACACACACACACACACACAGGAAUGGAAAGGGAACUCCCUCACCCUACAGACCAACCUCCCAGAAACACCUCUGAACCCUUUUUUUAUGCUAAUCAAGAACCACACUGACUCCUAGAUCAGGGUUCUAGAUCAAAGUUCCAGGGUGGGUUUAUGUCAAUAUUGACUGUUAUGCUACUGAAUGAAGUAUCCUUUUGGGGUGUACCUGACUGGUUGGUGUUUAUCUGACUGGUUGGGGCAUUAUGGGGGGUCUGAUAUUUUGCUGUAGAACUACAUGGGAGUAUGGGUUUAGGUGUGGUGAGAGAGAGAGAGAGAGAGAGAGAGAGAGAGAGGGGGAACCACUGGUGACAUUGCGGUGGGUUCUAAGACAUAAUGGGUGGGUUUAGGUGUGGUGAGAGAGGGAACCACUGGUGACAUUGCGGUGGGUUCUAAGACAUAAUUUAGAGUAACUUUACAAAAAUGUCUCGGUUUCCCAGAAAUCCAGGUUGGAACAUUCCUGGAAUUAGGAGAGAAUAAACAGGAAAUCCCAGAACCUUUUUUUUUCUUCUUCAAAACCAGGGAACUUGCAACCCUAAGUUUUGCAACCCUAAGUGGGUUCUAGUGAGUUCUAGGUAAUAUUUUGGAGGGUUCUGCAUAAUGUAAAUUACCCUGUGGUUCUGCCUGGUGGAUGAGGUGGUUCUGCCUGACUGACUGACUGGUGGAUGAGGUGGUUCUUACUGACUGACUGACUGGUGGAUGAGGUGGUUCUUACUGACUGACUGGUGGAUGAGGUGGUUCUGCCUGACUGACUGACUGGUGGAUGAGGUGGUUCUGCCUGACUGACUGACUGGUGGAUGAGGUGGUUCUGACUGACUGGUGGAUGAGGUGGUUCUGACUGGUGGAUGAGGUGGUUCUGCCUGGCUGACUGGUGGAUGAGAAGACAACGUCUGAGACUAACGUUAAAAUCUUUGGGGCGAUGAAUAAUUUAUGAAAAGCAAUUAAUUCUGUAUAAUAAAGUUUGUUUAAUCCAGUGUU